AUGGGAUAUAAAGAUGAAGAAAUGACGCAUCCAACUUACAAUAUACACGGAUUCGAUAAAGCAGUUACAAAACCAAAGGGAGAGAUUAUACAGAUAACAUUACUAGGAGAAAUAGACACAGAGGUGACAUUAUGUGUGGUUGAUAUAGAUUCACCAUAUAAUAUGUUUCUAGGAAGACCGUGGGUGCACGCGAUAAAAGUUGUAGCGUCAACACUAAAUCAAUGCAUAAGGUUUCCAAUUCCAAGUGGAAUAGGUGAGAUUAAAGGAGAUGUUGCAGAUGCGAAGCAUUGUAAUGAAAUGGAUGUAAAGAGUUAUGAAGGUCGUGCGAAGGAACGAAAAUAUCAUUGGAAAGGGGCAAAAGAAUUAAAGAAAGAAGAAGAAUUUGGCAUAUACAUGAUCAGAGCGAAGAGGGAAAAGGAAUUCUAA
This is a messenger RNA of Papaver somniferum (opium poppy), 426 nucleotides long. RefSeq lists its product as uncharacterized. The transcript has a single exon. The coding region runs from base 1 to 426 and encodes 141 amino acids. The record is from RefSeq and is a predicted model, not a curated record. Lineage: Eukaryota; Viridiplantae; Streptophyta; Magnoliopsida; Ranunculales; Papaveraceae.